AAUUUUUUUAUAUGUGUAUGUUUACGAUAAAAUUCAACAACGGAUUGUUUGGUGUCGUGCGAUCAUGUUGACAAUCUGUUAAAAUUCAGUGUGUCAUUAAAAAAAUAAUAAUAUUUGAAUUUAAUAUUUAAAAAAGACAAAAACAAAGAAAAUAAAUAGUUGUGAUUAUUUUUUUGACGUGGUUGUGUUUUAUUUUUGAAAAAAAAUUAUCAAGUAAACGCCCAAUAAUACUUUGGCCAACGUAAAUAAUGGAAGAACAUCACUAUGAAUUACGAAAUAGAAGUAAAUCAAGAUCCCAAACACCAAAAAAAUUAAUAAAUGAAACAACAGAAUCAGAAAAUAUAAAUCAUCAUUAUGAUUUACGAAGUCGUGAUAGUCGUGAAAGAUCAUUGACACCUGGUGAAGUAACCAGCAGCCGUAGAUCAAAAUCAAAAUCUCAUACAAAUAGUGGACAAAAAACAAAAGGUCAAUUGAUGGAUCCAAUAAAUGAAAUUAAAGAUGAAACACAAAGUGAAUAUGACAUUGAUAAUGACAGUGGUAUAACUGUUAAAAGACGCUCAGAAAGACAACGUGUUAAAAGACAAUUAAUGACAAAUGGACAAAAUUCAAUUAGAGAACAAAAAAAUAAUAACAAUGAUGAUGUUAAUAAACGUAAAAGUCCAACACCAAAAAGAACAAUUACCAGUGAUUAUUCAUCAGAGGAAGGUGAACGUGAAGAUCCACCAAGUAGACCUGGAUCUGCUUAUGAAAUAUACAAACAAGCUGGCGAUUGGUGGAAUGUUUUUCCAAAGACAGAUUAUACGUAUUCACAAACAUCACAGUGUCGAUAUGAAAUAGCUCCCGGUGUUUUGGCAAUGCCAAAUAUGUCACGGCCCUCAAUUCAUUCAGAUGGCAGCAGUACUGUAGGUAGUUCAUUGUCUCUAAGUCAACAAACAUUGAGUCAAACAUCAGCAAGUACAAAAGAAGAUAAUACUGAUUUAUUUGAUACUGAAAUUAAUGACAGUAUUCAACAAAAUCGUCUUAAUGAACAAAGUGCCCUUUAUUUAUCAGCAAUGAAUGAAGAUCAACAUAUUGUUUACAAACAUACACAUGUUGAACGUUUCAGUCGACAACGUGUUGUAUUUGGUGGAUCAACACCAAAUAUAUCAAAAUUUUCAAGUUUUACUCAUUCAGAUAAUGAAUUUGAUGAUUCUAUUAACAAUAAUAAUCAUCGUAAUUAUCAUGCAAUAACAUAUCAAAAUAAGCCAUCAUUUAUUCAUAAAUAUUUUGGUAAAUUAUGGUAUAUUGUGACAUUUUUAUUUAUUGGAAUUUAUGAAUUUAUACGUGUUAAAAUAUUGAGGAGAGAAAAAUUUAUUGCUAGUCAUGAUUAUUCUUAUCGUCGUUAUGAAGAAUCAAAAUGGACAAAAUUUUGGUCAAAAGUUGAUUAUAUUUUACAAUAUCUGUACCUGACAUUGAUACGUGUUUUGUUUCUUGAUUCUUGGAUUUUGAGUCAUGCAACACCAGUACGUGAAGGUGUUAUAUCUCGAAGAAAAAAAUUACUAUUAUUGAUUCUUCUACCACCACUUAUUAUUGGCGGAAUUUGGUUUUAUCCUGGUGCUAAAGACAUGGUACUAUCAAAAUUUUCUACAGAUGUUUUUCAGGAUUUUAGAAAAUUAAAUACAAUGGAUUAUUUAAAAAAUCAAGAUGCUAAUAAAUAUCAUGAUAAUUUUGAUAAUGCUAAAUAUGAUGAGAUGAAAAAAACAUUGGAAAUAUUGAUAAAUCGUUUUGAAAAAUUAGAAGCUCAACAAAUCAACCAAAAGGAGCAUAAUACAAAUAUUGAUGACACCGUAAAUGAUUUAAAAAUAUCUAAAAAAAAUGCACUACUUCAUUACGAGGAAAAAUUAUCAAACUUGGAAUCAAAAUUAGAAAUGACUGAUGAUUCAACAAGCUCUGAGCUGAAUAAUAUAAAAUUAGAAUUUAAAAAUCUUCAAAAUCUUUAUAGCCAAGUAAAAAGUUGUUGCAAUAAAAUUCCAGUAAAUAACAAUAUACCAGAACAAGAACUUGAAAAUCGUGUUAAAAAUAUUAUAACUACUUAUUUUGGUGCUGAUAAAUUUAAAUCUGAUAUUCAUGAAGUUGUUGAGAAUGUAAUAAAAGCACAAUUAAUAAUUCAGCAAGAAGAAACAUUAAAAAAUGAUAAAAUCAUAGCAGAAAAAAAUAUAUGUAAUGAUACAAAUCAAUCAUCAUCAUCAACAACAACAACAACAGAUGAUUAUAUUCGUAAAAUUGUUAUUGAAUUAUUAAAAAUAUAUGAUGCUGAUAAAACUGGUAGAGUUGAUUAUGCACUUGAAUCAGCUGGUGGACAAAUAAUAAGUAUACGUUGUACACAACGUUUCAAUAUUAAUACACGUGCUGUUAAAUUAUUUGGUUUAACAUUAUUUUAUGAAAGUGGUGAUCCAAGAACAGUAAUACAAGGCAACAAAAUAUUACCAGGUAUUUGUUGGGCAUUUCAAGAUUUUCCUGGUUAUUUAUUAAUUAAAUUACGUAGUAAAAUUAAAAUAACUGGUUUUACAAUGGAACAUGCAUCUAAAAAAAUAUUACCAAAUAAUGAAAUUAAAAGUGCACCAAGAAAAUUUAAUGUAUGGGGAUCAAAAGGUGAGCAUGAUCAAUCACCAAUAAUACUUGGUGAAUAUGAAUUUAUUGAUAAUGAUGAAACACUGCAAUAUUUUCCAAUUGAAAAUCAACAAAUUAAUCAUGAUUUUGAGUAUAUUGAAUUGAGAAUACACAGUAAUCAUGGACAACUUGAAUAUACAUGUUUAUAUAGGUUUAGAGUUCAUGGUAUUCCAAUAUAAACAAAGAAAUAUUUAAUUUUUAUUCUACAAGCAUAAUAACAUGUACAAAAAAAAUUACUAAUACAGUAAUUACCAAGUGGCUAGCUUGACAGAAAUUUUUUCUUUUCUAAUUCCAUCAAAUGGAUUUGAAAAAAGAAAAAUUAAGUAAUGUGCCUUUGAAAUUAAUAUAAAAUAGUGUUAGUAAAAAUGCCAUAAUAAUUCAAAUGAAAAUUUAUCUGGUUGACUAAAUACGCACUGACUUUAUACAUUUUUUUUCUUUAAAAAAGAAAAUAAUAUUUAAAUAAUAAUUAUAAUUAUUAUACGUAUGUCAUUAGAGCACAAUAUUAUUAAUUAAAUUAAGUAAUAAUAUAUAUAUUUUUUUUUUGAUCUGAUAAUGGGGUUUUUAUGUUAACAAAAUUUAACAGUAAAUAGACUUUGAAUUUUAACUGGAAAAUUAAUAUAUAUUAUAUAAACAAAAUGUGAAAUUUAUACACAGCGGUUACCCAAAGUUAAUUAAAAUAUAAAAAUUUAUAUAAAAAUAAUAUUAAAUCCCACAAAGUACAAAUUAUCAAUGAAUGGAUUUUACUGUAAGUAGAGUUAGUAAUUUUUUUUUUGUUUUUUUUUUUCAUAGCGAGAUUAGAUGAUAAAUAACGCUGCUAAUUUUAUUUUAUUAUAGUAAAUGAAUUUUGAUAUUUGUAACUUUGUUUAAGACAAAUCCAUAUAUUUUUUUUUUAUUUAGAUAAGUUUUUGUUUAAUUAGAAAUAUUUGCAAGUGAAAAAUUAACAUCACAAGCUCUUCCUCAAUUAAGUAACUAAUUUAUUUAUAAUAGUUUUUUUUUUUUUUUACAAUGAAUUAUCAGUAAGACCAUGUGUUCUUUAAAAUAAACUGCACAGAUAUAUAUUAUUUUUUUUUCUCAUGUUACGACGCUUUGUGAUAACGCUUAUGUUUUUUUUUUUUUUUUUUUUUUUGUAUUUUGUAAAAACAGUUCAUCACUCUUGACAAUAUGAUUGUCAAUUAUUUUUUUUUUUUAUUUAUAUUUUAUUUUCAUGUAUAAAGAAGCAUCAAUAUUGUAACAAUAAUCUCAGUAAAUUUAUAAAUAAAUUGAGGAUAAUAUUUUGAAAAUACUUGGUACUUAAGUCAAUGAAUAAAAAAAAUCAAAAAAUUAAUAUAAAAUAUAUAAAAGAUGUGUGUAUAUAUUUAUUGAGCAACUUUCAUCAUGACUUUUGUAAACUAUCAUUUUUUUUGGUAUAAAAAAUUAAAUAAUUUAUGAAAAAUAUUUUUAUUUAUUGUAUUAUUUAUUUUAAUGUUUGAGCUAAUUUAUUACUUGUGCGUAGAAAAUAAAAAAUGAAAAUAUUAUUUUAACUUAUCAAAAAUAAAUAUUUUCAAUUUAAAAAAAAAUGGAUUAAUAAUUUUUUUUUUUGUAUUACUUUUGCGUCACAAGAUAAGACUAAAAAAUACAUUUAGCAUUAGCUAUUAUAAAAUUUUAUUUAUUUAUUAAACAAGAAAAUAUAAUUUUCCCUCCUCUGUUAAAAAAAAUAAUGUAUUAUUAUUUUUAUUGUUCAAAUAAUAAAAAUACUAUAAUUUGUUUUUUUUUUUUUUUUUUAUGAUAAAAAAGUUGAUGAAACUUGUUCAUUGUAAAAAUAAAAAAAUUAUCAAUGUAUUUAUUUUUAAUUUUCAUUGAUGCUUUUACAAAUGGAUAUUUCGAAUUAAAAAAAAAAAAUUAAUAUCAAAUAUUUUUCGAAUUUUGAUUGGGAAAAAAUCAAAGGAUUAAAAUGGUUUUCAAGAAUGUUAAUAUCGAAAUGAGAUAUUUACAAAAUAUUUAAAAUCCUUGAGCUGAAUAAUUAGAUGAUUUUCCUCUUGUAUUAUUCUUCUUAACUUUUAAUCUUCAAUUGACAUUAUAAUUGUCGUCAUAGUAUUUUACAGACUGUGUAUAUAUAGACAUGUAAAUGUUAAACUUUGAUUAAUUUCAAUUGCACAUUAAACGUGUGAUAUUCAAAUUUCAACUUCAAUAAAAUAUUCGUAAGUUUAGAUAAUUUUAAAAAGACACAGAUUUAAAAAAUUAUAACUUCUAGAAAAAUUCAUAAGUAAAAUAAUUUCUUUAUUUUAAUUUUCAGUUAAUUUACUCAAUUUUUCAUACAAAUUUACAACAUAUAAUUACUUGUUUUUUUUUUUUUUUAAACCAAGGAAUUAAAUAAUAACAAAAAUGUAUCAAAAUAAAAUUACUUCAACAUGUAUUAUUUUAAUUUUGAUUGCAUUCAUGAAUUUUGAUGGAACAAAUGGAGCUUGUCACGACUGGAGAGACGCUGGAGCAGUUGAACCAGUACCAACAUGUUUUUCUGUAUGUCAAACUCGUUGUUUAAUAUUUAUGCGAACUUCAGAAUUUAGUUGUCCAAGACAAGCAAUAUUUUUUGCAAAAUGUAAAUGUUGCAAAA
This is a messenger RNA of Aphidius gifuensis, 5239 nucleotides long. RefSeq lists its product as uncharacterized. The record is from RefSeq and is a predicted model, not a curated record. Gene Ontology annotation, cellular component: meiotic nuclear membrane microtubule tethering complex; nuclear envelope. Lineage: Eukaryota; Metazoa; Arthropoda; Insecta; Hymenoptera; Braconidae. Bases 249 to 2828 code for a protein of 859 amino acids. The transcript has 9 exons. Gene Ontology annotation, molecular function: protein-membrane adaptor activity. Gene Ontology annotation, biological process: nuclear envelope organization.